AUGUAUCAACCUUGUGCCAAGAUGGUUAGCCUGAAAUCUCAUGGACAGCGCAUCCACCCAGCCCAAUAUGCCACAGCCCUGGCGUCAGACCGCACUGCAAAGACAUAUUAUCAACUUGAACCUGCGGUAAAUCUGAUGCGCCUACCUGGCGGCAAAUUGGUGGACAACACUAAUGAAAGCGGCGAGGAAAUUGCCAGCGUAAAGGUUGCCAACACUAUCAAUGAUUCUCAGAGCCCACCGAAGACUAGCAAGGCAAACUUUGAUGACAGCGGUCCCUCAGUACAGAAUGACGAGGCUCCGCCUCUGGCAGUGAGAGAAUAUGAAAAUGGCGAGGUGGACUCCAUGGUGAAGCUCAAAGAGAGACUGCAGCUUGCGGAGAAGAACUGCUCGAGGUUGGAAGAGCUGCGUCAAAAGUACAGACUUCGUUGGUUGGAGGAAAAUUAUCGAGCAAGAGUAUUGGAAGAAUACGCACCAAAUGGAAUUAACACCUGCCCUCCCCACCAGAUUGCAUGGGAUGCUCCCUCUCCCGUUCAAAGUGAAUACAACCUCGAAGUUGAGGACGAAAGGAUCGGAGGAUGCGGGAACACCGGUGGAUUAUUUAGAUCACUUGGCCAGGUCCCAGGAUGGUACUUUCAGCUCGUGUAG
Suillus plorans is the source of this 645-nucleotide messenger RNA. RefSeq lists its product as uncharacterized. The record is from RefSeq and is a predicted model, not a curated record. Lineage: Eukaryota; Fungi; Basidiomycota; Agaricomycetes; Boletales; Suillaceae. The transcript is spliced from 6 exons. The coding region runs from base 1 to 645 and encodes 214 amino acids.